Messenger RNA from Zeugodacus cucurbitae (melon fly), 3312 nucleotides. RefSeq names its product TRAF3-interacting protein 1 (gene IFT54). Gene Ontology annotation, cellular component: centrosome; ciliary basal body; intraciliary transport particle B. The transcript is spliced from 4 exons. Gene Ontology annotation, biological process: regulation of microtubule cytoskeleton organization; intraciliary transport; cilium assembly. NCBI's taxonomy places the organism in Eukaryota, Metazoa, Arthropoda, Insecta, Diptera, Tephritidae. The record is from RefSeq and is a predicted model, not a curated record. Gene Ontology annotation, molecular function: microtubule binding. Bases 327 to 2588 code for a protein of 753 amino acids.
UUUAUUUAAUGAAAUGUAUUGGCUGAUUUUUAAACAAUGCUGUAGCCUAUUGACAACAACUACAUACAUAUGUUUGUAUGUAUGUACGUACGUACGUAUAUGCACAUUUCCUCGUUACCAAGUCAACAAAAGUCCAUAACUAAAGUUGGACGUUCACAUGCCUGCAUGUUGAAUUCAUCAAAACAACAAAUGAAAAUUCAGAACAUACUCAGCUGUGAAUCACAAUACAUUUCGGGAAAAAUGUUUAAAUAAAUUACGUCGGAAGUGUUUUUACCUAAAAAGUUGUAUUCAAUAUAAAUAUAAUAACAGCAGACUAUUUAAGAGCAAUGAGUGAACUAGACGUAUCUGUGAUAAAACUAACCCAACAAACAUUGGGGAAAUAUGUGAAGAAGCCACCCUUAACGGAAAAGUUACUAACAAAACCACCAUUUCGAUUUCUGCAUGAUGUCUUUAAUGCUGUCAUUAAAGAAACAGGUUGUUUUGUGGGUUUGUACACGGCCGAGGAGCUAAAUUCUGAUAAUAUCAAGGAUCGUGAUGAUAAGAUGAGGUUUUUGCAGAAAAUGAUUGAUGUAAUAAAGUUUACAACGAAGAAGUCUCUUACUGUACGCACCUCAAAAAUAGUGGCAGGUCAAGAACCAGAAAAGACCAAUGAAUUAUUACAACUAAUGGGGGAGGUGAUAGAAAAAAAAUUAGAUUGGAAAAUUGCUGUCGAAGAGGUUCUAAACGGCAAAGCAGCUCCGAAGACAACGAGUUCGACAAAGUCAAAGCCUCAAGUUAAGCCUGUUGAGCAAAAGAUAAAGGAUAAGACAAACGAAAAAUCCAAAGACAAAGAAGUUAAACCAAAGGAAACAAAAGCGAAGGAUGUAAAAAAAGUUACUAAGAAUAUCUCGCUUUCGACCAAAACUGAAAAACCUGCUAAAAGAACUACAGAACCACUACCCAAAUCUACGGAAAAUAGAGAUAAAAGUAAGUCCAGUAAAGUUAUGAAAGAAGUGCCUAAAGAUAAAAGGCACAAGAAUGGAAAGGACGUUGAAAAAUCCACGAUCUCAAAACAUAAAACUGAGACUAAAGCCAAAAGUCCUUCGCCUAUAAAAAAUAAAGCAUCUGUUGAAAACGAAAGUGACAAUUUGAAAAGCAACGAGCCUACAGAUGAACAAAAACACGAUUCAAUAGGGUUUGGACCAAUAGUGGAUAGAGGAUCUACACAACCAAACCAAAUGGCUACCAAUGAAAAUCAGCGACGUGACAGUAAAGUUUAUGAGCCGGAUAAAAUGACUUCUAAAAAUUCAUUCGAGAGUAAUUCCACAAUGGGUAUGGGUUCAGUGAUAAUGGACACACCCAUUGAUAUUGGGAGCAGUAAUUUAAUUUUAGAUAUAAAUACAGAGACUAUGAAUGGAUCAAAUGUGGAAAGUCGUAAAUCUUCGGCCGGACCUAAAAGAACAUCUGGAAAGAGUCGACGUUCAAGCGCCAAACUAACGACACGCGAAGACCAUAAAGCCUCAUUAACAGAAUCUAAAAAUGAUAAGAAUAAUGAUAAUGGAAUUUUGGAGGCGGAUAUUUUAAAGAAAGCACUUGAUGAAGCAUUUCAAGCAAACGCAAGAAAAAAGCAGGAAGACGAACCUGUACAAAAAUCAGUCACACAAUCACAAACAACAAAAACCAUACAAAAGCAAAGUCCCACACAAACACCUACUGUGACACCCACCCCACCGCAACCCUUACCGACAGAAGUGCGACGCGAGUCAACAUUUACACGCGAAAACUCUCGUGACAGUAGCACCAAUAACACUACUAAUCGGCCACGAACUUCAUUGCGUCCACCGAGUGCACGACCCGCCUCAGCAAGACCCGGUGCGCCACGCAGACGCGAUCGCAACAUAGAGAUUGUUUUGCAGCCCAACGAUCAAGUGAAAUUGUCCGGUAUCAACGUCAAAUUAGAAGCUUUCGGCGAUUUAGACGAUGAUGGGGAAAAUUUAGUUGUGAUUGAGGAUGCGAAUACUGUCAAUAUUGCGGAAGCCGCGGCAGACGUGCCGCGCGUCGCUGACACCGAUCUGGGAAAUAAUUUAGAACAACAGGGACAUCUAGUGCAACAGAUACUCGAGACGCAAAAGGAAUUUAUGCAACAACAAAAUGUUAAUAGCUCCAUGGGCAAAAAUGAGAAGGUAAUAUACAAGAUCACAAUCUUCUACAGCAAUAAUUAUAAUAGAAAUAUUAUUCAAUUUCAGGAUAUGGAACUGGCCAACAAUUCAGCUGUCCGUCAAAGCUCGGCGCGCCAAAUGAAUAGUCUGCGUGAUAUCAUACAAAAUUUAACGAAGUCGGUGAACCCAUUUGGCAAACUAAUGGAUUUCAUACCAGAAGAUAUUGAUGCCAUGCAAUUGGAACUUACCAUGUGGCGCGACACGUACACCCAAGUGGCCAAUGAACUUAGGCGCGAGAAAAGCCUCACUGAGUCUGCUACGGAGCCGAUGAAAGAGCAACUUGUACAAAUUGAAGCAAACAUCAAGGAGUUUAUGGAAAUGAUCGAUGCAAGUCGCACGAAAAUAUUGCAAAACUCCGAGAAAAUAUUAAAAAUGCUUGGAGAACAAUAAAAAAUGUGAAAAUAUACGUACAUUUGUUUAGCUAAUAAAUAAUAUAUUUUAUGUUGGAACGGAGUUCAAGAAAAUAAGUCUAAGGCUAGUAAAACCGUCGUCAACAAUUCACUUUUAUCAGCUUGUUCUUUUGAUAUUUGUUUGUUGAUGUUUAUUAAGCGCAAAACGGUAAUAUUUUAACAAACCUUUUCCCGUCGUGUAAAUAAAUUAGAAUUAUUAAUUUUUAUUUCAUAAAUAUAUUUUGUGUUUAUUACGCCGGUUUUAUUUUGUUAAUAAAUUGCCAUAAGCUGCUCGAAUUAUAAUAGCGUGUUGUUAAAUCUGUUUUCUAACUACAAACUUGAAUUCCAAAUCAUUUUAUAUAAUCAAGGUACAAGUCAAGGAACCAUGCAAGCCAUAUUCGUUUAACAAUAGAAGGUCCUAAAGCAAUAUUAUAAACUUUUUAACUUAACCUCAAUAACAGAGAUCAUACAAAUGGACGAUAGUGGAAUGUUACAAUUAAAUAUAUAUAUUAAUAUACAUGCAUAUGUAUAUGUAAUUACAGUUUUACGUACUUUUUUUUUUCAAUUUGCCUUUUAAUUUUUACCCUCGGUAAUUCAACAUAAAUUUGAAAAUUUUCUUCCAGACACUAUUUUAUGUCCAUUUAAAGCCAAUUGAACCAUAAACGCUGUCUAAAAGUAUGCUUCAUACUAAUUAAAUUUUUUUGCAUUUUUACGUAGACUUCGUA